Baudoinia panamericana UAMH 10762 is the source of this 2829-nucleotide messenger RNA. RefSeq lists its product as uncharacterized. The coding region runs from base 254 to 2584 and encodes 776 amino acids. The transcript is spliced from 2 exons. The record is from RefSeq and is a predicted model, not a curated record. Lineage: Eukaryota; Fungi; Ascomycota; Dothideomycetes; Mycosphaerellales; Teratosphaeriaceae. Gene Ontology annotation, biological process: amino acid transmembrane transport. Gene Ontology annotation, molecular function: amino acid transmembrane transporter activity.
ACAAUGGGUCGUUUCUGCGCAAGACACAUAAACCUCCCUACUGGACCACUUGCAGUUGUGUUUGGGAUGGAGAGACGGCAAGGGAUUGCUAGCAUGAAUUUUUGAGACAGAUUCAAAGUCCGCUCGGACAAGACGAUGGCUUGAGUCAGCCAGAAACGCAAGUGCUUUUUUCUUAUCGUCACCCAAAAGACUAGUCGGCGGUGCAUAGCGGAUACUGAAUCGCAUCACUGCCGUGCUAUCGGGGCCAGGAAUCAUGAGCGAGCAUAGUGGCAAAGAGAACGAUCGUGCACCUGGUCAAGCGAUCCCAACCGGAGCUCUGAAGCCCACUCCUACCGAGUCCUCCAUUGCGGGCUCUCCGGCAAGAGCAUCCACGACUGCUCGCCUUGCUAGUCCUAUAUUCGGGUCGCCAGUAGGUGGUCAGCAUUCUCGCCAGCCAUCUGUCGUGCAGGGGACAAGUACGCCCUUGGCAGGCGCUUCUGGCACGUCUCUCCCCGGACCAGGCACUUCGUCUUUGUCUCAGGCGCUUCGAGGGUCGUAUGCUCAUUCACCGUCUCGACAAGGCACGGCGUCCAGAAGCGAAGCAGAGAGGCUUGCAAGUCCAGAGCGGAGAUGGCAAGCUAGUGGGAUCGGCUCACCAGCGGCCGGCUCGUACAAUGCACAACUUGGCCGAAGUCCUAGAGGUACGGCUGAGGUUGAGAUUCUCAAAAGACAUCUUGCCGGUCCGCAACCGGGUUCAUCAGAGCCCGGGUCAUACCAGCGAGCUCGCAACGGUUCUGUCCAGCCGCAGGAUGUACCGGGCGGCGCGGUAGAUGGCGGGGAUGGAUUCUCAAGCUUGCAAUUACAAGGAGGUGAUACUACACGCCACAUAUACCGCUAUGCUGAGAAGCGAGAACGCGAAGAAACAGAAGCCGAGGAGCGGGCGACAGGCCGGUUACGGCGCAGUCUUAGCGUGGAUCUGUCGAAACCAGACGAUGACAGCAUGAGGAACGUGAAGGUGCCUGGAGGCUUCCGACGGGACCACUUACGGAGAACGGCUGCUUCACCGGCCCCGUCCAGCACGCGCCGGCCUGCGUAUGGCACGGUCAAUCGAGCAGUCACUGAGCCGCCCCUGGGCUCGAAACCUCGGUUUGUGACUAACAACUUUAUCGAGUUUCUUACGUUGUAUGGUCACUUCGCUGGAGAGGAGCUCGAAGAUGACGACGAAGAACUAGAGCCGGACGGGUACUUUUCGUCCGAUAAUUAUGACGACCAAACCACCGAGGCUGAGGAAGGCCGUUCGGAAGACGGAGGCUGGGGUGAGAACUCAGCCCUUCUCACACCUGGCAAGAAGAGACGGAGGCGGAAGCACCGUGAGUCUGGCACAGGCACGCCGUUCGGCGCAGCAAUGCUUCUGCUUAAGUCAUUCGUGGGGACCGGAGUACUCUUCCUACCGCGGGCGUUCCUCAACGGCGGCAUGCUUUUCUCGAACCUGGUGUUGCUCUUCAUUGCCCUGAUCAGCUACUACUGCUUCAUUUUACUCGUCAGCACUCGGCUGAAAGUGCACGCCUCAUUCGGAGACAUGGGUCUUCAAAUCUACGGCAAGCUCUUCCGCAACAUGAUCAACUUUUCGCUUGUCAUCAGCCAAAUCGGCUUCGCGUCGGCGUACAUAGUCUUCGUUUCCGAGAACCUGCAAGCAUUCAUCCUCGCCGUCAGCAAAUGCGCCACGAUGAUUCCCAUCCAGUGGGUCAUUCUUAUGCAGAUGAUCAUCUUCCUGCCGCUGAGUCUGUAUCGCAACAUCAACAACAUCCAGAAGAUGGCGCUCGUAGCUGACCUGUUUAUCGUACUCGGCCUGCUAUACAUCUACUUCUACGACAUUAAGACGAUCCUCCAACAACACGGCGUCGCUGACGUCAAAGCUUUCAACGCCAAGGACUGGACGCUGCUGAUCGGUACCGCAAUCUUCACCUUCGAAGGCGUUGGCCUUGUUAUCCCAAUCCAGUCCGGUAUGGCCGAGCCAGCCAAAUUUCCUCGCGUCCUCGCUACGGUCAUGGUCAUCAUCUCCGUCAUCUUCAUUUCUGCGGGUGCCGUCUCAUACGCAGCCUACGGCUCGCACACCAAGACCGUCAUAUUGCUCAAUAUGCCACAAGACGACAAGCUGGUGAAUGCGGUGCAGUUUCUCUAUAGUCUAGCGAUCCUGCUCAGCACCCCACUACAGAUCUAUCCGGCCAUUGAGAUCACGAGUCAGCAGCUGUUCUCACGAACGGGCAAGUACAAUCCCUGGAUCAAGUGGAAGAAGAACGUCUUCCGCUUCUUCAUGGUCGUGCUGUGUGCGGCUAUCGCAUGGCUGGGCGCAAACGAUCUUGAUAAGUUCGUGGCGCUUGUGGGCAGCUUUGCGUGCAUACCGUUGGUGUAUAUCUAUCCUCCGAUGAUGCACUACCGCGUCUCAGCGACAAGGCUGUGGGAGCGCAUAACCGACGUCCUCCUGGUCAUUUUUGGCUUCGUGCUGAUGGCGUACACGACGGGUAUGACGAUCCAGCACUGGGUGCACGGCGAGCGAUCGAAGCCGCCUGGUUACUGCGACAACGGAUCGUUCGCACCCAUAUAGCUUACGGUACAGCGAAGGAGCUCAUAUCAGCCAAUGCAUGCAUAGCGAUAUCUGGAGUGCAUUGCAUGUCGUAGAACACAAAGAAGGCUCCUAGCACGAAGUCGCGUUCAGAGCGUCGAUUCUUACACAGCCUGUGCAACGAGCUCGUGACUAAGUUCUCACUUCCAUCCUUCCCUCAUUCCGCUCUAAUCUCAUCAACCGUAUAACACGAGGCGGUGGACUUAGAUAGUGUAACUGUUCCGUCG